Botrytis byssoidea is the source of this 582-nucleotide messenger RNA. RefSeq lists its product as uncharacterized. The transcript is spliced from 2 exons. The coding region runs from base 1 to 582 and encodes 193 amino acids. Lineage: Eukaryota; Fungi; Ascomycota; Leotiomycetes; Helotiales; Sclerotiniaceae. The record is from RefSeq and is a predicted model, not a curated record.
AUGUCCCAACAUUUACCCACUAACCAUGCCAAGCAAAUAAAUACCCGCAGUUCGAAUUGUAGUGUCGGAUUAGUCAAACAAGAUAUUGUUCGCGAAGAACAGAGGAUACCUAGGCGUGCAAAGGGGAUUUUUGAGAUUUGGAGGAAGAUAAAGGGGAGAGGGAGGGGUGCGCAUCGUGCUAUUCUUGUGUUCUUAAUUCUACGUUGGUGUUUGAAAGAAUUGGACGUUGGGUGUUCCAUCUUGCUAUAUGAAGAGAAGCGAAUGAACAAAAAUGAAAAACGAACCCACCCAAAUCCCGCCGCUCAAGUAAUCCUCACCCUCCCUUCUCACCGCCAUCUCGGAAUCGGUAAUUUGAUCCCCUCGUGGGUUAUUCGAAAAGUGGAUGAACUCGGAUUAGAUUGCCAUGUGGAAGGUUCGCGUACAGGUGUUGCUCUAUAUACCGAGCAUGGGUUUGAAAAGAUUCGGAAUGAGGAAGGUACGCCAUAUAAAGAAGAACAUUCGAAGAGCGAGGAGUGGAAAGGGUUUGACGAGGAGCUGGUGGAAGUUUUGACGGUUAUGCGGAGGCCUUGUAGGAAGCUUUGA